CUUCCAUUUCUUCAUCCUUCAUUUCUUUUAUCCAAAAAAUCAUCUCAUUUACAAAAAAACCCAACAAAAACAAUUCUGAAGCAAAGCUUAGGGCAGGCCACGAUUAUCAUCUUCCUAGUAAUUUCCUUCGGUUGUUAGAGCUCAAUCGCGGAGGUCCGCUAUUAAUGACCGCCCGAAAGCUUUGUUCACGACCCAAGCAACAGCAACAUAGUGAAGAGACUCCAGCAACGAAGGUAGCAGCAGAACAAAGUGGGUCCUCCACUUUCUCCGGCGACGCCCGCUGUCUGACUACGCCGACGACUGAGGGCAUCUACGGCUACCUGGAGGCUUCAUCGGUUACAGUAUAACAAAAUUCGUCAUCCGUCGUUUGUGCACCAUCAACGAUGUCGAAUGCAUCUGAAUCUACUCCCAACUAAGGACGAAGUUGUACCCUAGACUACGAGACGCCUGUGUACUGCCAUUGUGGAUUGAAAUUCUCUCCGUGUGUUAGACGGGAAAGCGGAAGAAGUUUUUAUGGGUGUCAAAAUUGGGUGAUGGUUGUGUUUUUCAUGUGAAAGGAUUCGGCAGAAACAAAAGGCCCAAUUGUUGAUACAUUGGUGAAGACGAAUAGAGAUGAUGAUGUCAAGGCCUUGAUUUGUGGACUCGCCGAACACAUAUGUGCUGUAGAGGGAUAACUUUGUUGUGUUCGAAAGAUUGUUGAAAAAGAAGCACAAGAUAACAAAAGAUUUAGACAGAUGUGUGAUUUAUUUUUCAUUGUAGUAGUUCCUUUUCUCUGUACUAUGUAUACGCAUGUUGAUAAGUCCGUAUUUAGACACACAUUUGAUGCGUGUUGGGAUCGGUUUUUGAUGGUUUUCCUAGCUUUAAAGUGUUACAAGUCUCAAUUUUAGCUCAAGUUAUGUUUACCGGGCGUUGGUUCGAGUUUUGUGUUGUUUGGAGUCAAAAUCAGGAAUUUAGAGUCCGGCACCGACGCUUGAGAAGCAAUCGGGAAGAGUUGGAGAACAUUCGAGAGAGAUUUGAGAGUUUUGGAGGCCACCGGGAGGUUCACGGCGAAGAUUUGAUGAAGAAACGGCCUUUGGAUUGAUUAAAGAAGUAUCCGGGAACAAACCGUGAAGAAAAUGGCAAGAAAACGGUCCAAGAGCAUUCCGCGCGCCCCGCGGGCGAUUCUGAGAGCAAAAAGUUGAGGGGUCUGAACCACACACCACGCGGUCCAGAAAUAGCCCUCAGAAGUACCCGCGCGGUUGCAUAGUGCGGCGCCCACACACCGCGCGGGCGGAGCGAAAAUCGGAAGACGGAAAAACGCGCGUGUGACCUCCACGGCGUGCGGACGACCGCGCGGCUUGAUUUUCGGCCAGAUUUUGAGUUUUUCUUUAAGUAGGCCCCUGUUUUGCCUGUUUUUGACUUAUGAGCUUAGAGAGAUGAACCCUAUUUCGACUUUUGAGAGCUUUUCAAGCCUUGUUCUUCAAGAUUAAGGGAUUCUUUGUAAGUUCUAUCUUUUUAAUUAAUGACAAUUAUUUCUAUUCAUCUCAA
Cuscuta epithymum is the source of this 1527-nucleotide messenger RNA. Lineage: Eukaryota; Viridiplantae; Streptophyta; Magnoliopsida; Solanales; Convolvulaceae. The record is from the annotation of a GenBank genome assembly.